AAUAUCCAACUGCCAUGGCUCCGUAGUAUUCCUUCAACUUCGCAGCCGUCUAGCGAUCAUCGUCUCAUCACCAUCAGCUGUAGAAGAAUGCUUAAGCAAGAACAACAUCAUUUUCGCCAGCCACCCUCGAUUGAUGAUUGGCGAACACAUGAGCAACAACUGCGAAAGCCUCAUCUGGUCUCCCUACGGCCAUAACUAGAGAAACCUUAGACGAAUUGCGUCCAUCGAAAUAUUAUCAAAUUCCCGCCUCCAAAUGCUAUCGAGCAGAUGCAUCGAUGAAGUUAGAUUACUAAUGCAUAAUCUCUUAGCUCGAAAGCGAUACUAUGGCGAGAACGUAGCGGAUGCGGAAGAGGCGAGUAGAUUUCGAGCGCAUCGAGCUGAGAUGAGGAAGGUGAUUUCCGUAACUAGUAGUGGGGAUUUCUUGCCCUGGCUUAAAUCCAAAAGGCUAGAACAUAGGAUGAUUGAGUGUCAGCAAAACAGAGAGGAUUUCUUCUGGAAAUUGAUAGAUCAGAGUAGAAGAAGAAUGAUGGACCAACAAGACGAAGAGAGGAAGAAGACAAUGGUUGAGGUAUUGUUGUCACAACAAGAAUCGGAACCAGAGUGUUACACCAACGAUAUGAUUGCAAGCUUAAUGCUUACUUUCUCCUUGGGUCUUUUGUCUGCAGGAACAGAAACUUCGAUAAACACCAUGGAAUGGAUACUUUCGCUUUUGCGUAACCAUCCAGAAGUAAUGCAUAAGGCACGAAAAGAAAUUGAAACCAUUGUUGGUCUUGACCGCCUAAUAGAUGAACUUGAUGUGGCUAAUCUUCCUUAUCUUCGUAACAUCAUUGGUGAAUCAAUGUGGAUGGACCCCAAAGUUCCCCUACUGGUGCCUCAUGAAUCAACAAGCGAGUGCAGGGCGAGCCUGUCCUGGCGACAACUUAGCGUUGAGGAUUAUUGGUUAACUCACGGGUCUUUGAUUCAGUGCUUUGAAUGGAAGAGGAUUGGGGAGGAGAUGGUGGACAUGACGGAAGGUACAAGAUUCACCAUGAAUAAGGCUCCGCCGUUGCAAGCUAAAUGCCACCCAUGUGCUGCCCUGGUUAAGCUCCUUAACCAAAUUUGAAACUAUUUGCUCCCUGUAACCUUUACCAUUACUCUUGAAAUACUUCCACUUCAUUGUACAGUGCUGAUUUGCCUU
Molecule: messenger RNA, 1177 nt
Organism: Rubroshorea leprosula
Lineage: Eukaryota; Viridiplantae; Streptophyta; Magnoliopsida; Malvales; Dipterocarpaceae
Source: the annotation of a GenBank genome assembly